CGGAGAGGAGCAGCCAAAGGAGAGAGGAAGAGGAGGACCUCGGUGUCUAGUUUCAGAUUUUUUUUCCAUUAAAUAAACGUGACUCUACGGAGCUUCCUCUAGUCGCAUCUCCACCUUCGGGUCGUCUCGGAUUAGCUGGUAAUUUUUUGGUCGACACUUCGGGUUUGGGUCACGCAUCUCCGAGGCUAUGAGCCGUCCGAAGCUGCAUCGGUACGUCGCUGUCCAGGGUCCUGAGUGAGACGACGGACGACCACGAAGCCGCAAGUUGAAGAGCUCAGAAGCCAUGGAGUUGAGGGUGGGGAACAAGUACCGCCUUGGGAGGAAGAUAGGGAGUGGAUCCUUUGGAGAUAUUUAUCUCGGGUCAAACAUUGCUACAGGAGAGGAAGUAGCCAUUAAACUGGAAUGUGUGAAGACCAAACAUCCACAGCUCCACAUCGAGAGCAAAUUCUACAAAAUGAUGCAGGGUGGAGUGGGAAUCCCGGCUAUCAAGUGGUGUGGAGCGGAAGGCGACUACAACGUCAUGGUGAUGGAGCUGCUGGGUCCCAGUCUGGAGGACCUGUUCAACUUCUGCUCCCGCAAGUUCAGCCUGAAGACAGUCCUGCUGCUGGCAGACCAGAUGAUCAGCAGAAUCGAGUACAUCCACUCCAAGAACUUUAUCCACAGAGACGUGAAGCCCGAUAACUUCCUGAUGGGGCUCGGGAAGAAGGGAAACCUGGUCUACAUCAUCGAUUUUGGCCUGGCCAAGAAAUACCGUGACGCCCGGACACACCAGCACAUCCCUUACCGUGAGAAUAAAAACCUAACCGGCACCGCCCGCUACGCCUCCAUUAACACCCAUCUGGGCAUCGAGCAGUCGAGACGUGAUGACCUGGAGUCUCUGGGCUAUGUUCUCAUGUACUUCAACCUGGGCUCUCUGCCAUGGCAAGGACUCAAGGCUGCCACCAAGCGGCAGAAGUAUGAACGUAUCAGUGAGAAGAAAAUGUCCACCCCUAUCGAGGUGCUGUGCAAAGGUUACCCAUCUGAGUUCUCCACGUAUCUGAACCUGUGUCGCUCCCUACGGUUUGAUGACAAGCCAGACUACUCUUAUCUAAGGCAGCUCUUCAGGAACCUUUUCCACCGACAAGGCUUCUCCUACGACUAUGUCUUUGACUGGAACAUGCUGAAGUUUGGGGCCGGCAGGACAACAGACGAUGGCGAAAGGGAGAGGAGAGAGGGGAAAGAUGGAGAGGAAAGACCAGGAGGAGGCCAAAGAGGAGCGGGAGGUCGAGCUUUGCCACCGGGUCCAAACCCUUCUGCAGCCAACAGAGUGAGGAACGAGGCAGACGCUGCUCCUCCUAACCCAGCUACGCGUGGGGUCCAGCAGUCAGGUAAUCGCUCUCCUCAGGCUGGGAGAGCAGAGCGAGCUGAGCGAGAGAGGAAGGUGGCCAUGAGGCUUCAUCGCGGGGCCCCGGCUAAUGUCUCCUCCUCCGAUCUCACUGCACGCCUCGACCAAUCACGCAUCACCACAUCACAGGUCAGUGUGCCAUUUGAACACCUGGCAAAGUGAGUUCCUUCUCCCUGGCCUGCAAGUCAGUGGCAGCAGCUGCAGGGUAUCAAAUACCCCUUACUUUUCAAAUGGAUGAAUGAAAACAUGAGUGACUGCAGGAGGAGAAAGCAUUACAGGCCCUUAAAGGGGGAUCGAUCGUCCGUGUGUCUGUCAGUAUGCGGUGUGAGCAUGCCCAGUGUUAAAGCUUGCUGAGAUGAUGGAAAACCAGUGGGACAGACGAACUCUAGGCUGGAACCGUUUGAUACUGCUUUUCAGAGAGUGUUGCCGGACGGGGGUCGACUCGGUCAAUUCAGAGGCUCAACUCAACUCGCAUAAAAUAAACCAUCAAAGUGCA
Molecule: messenger RNA, 1880 nt
Organism: Pundamilia nyererei
Lineage: Eukaryota; Metazoa; Chordata; Actinopteri; Cichliformes; Cichlidae
Product: casein kinase I isoform epsilon-like
Exons: 11
Coding region: 284-1546 (420 amino acids)
Biological process (GO): protein phosphorylation
Molecular function (GO): protein kinase activity; ATP binding
Source: RefSeq, a predicted model, not a curated record